This is a messenger RNA of Sphaerodactylus townsendi, 2386 nucleotides long. It is a transcript of the gene SLC3A2, whose product is annotated as solute carrier family 3 member 2. Bases 200 to 1858 code for a protein of 552 amino acids. The record is from RefSeq and is a predicted model, not a curated record. NCBI's taxonomy places the organism in Eukaryota, Metazoa, Chordata, Lepidosauria, Squamata, Sphaerodactylidae. Gene Ontology annotation, biological process: amino acid transport; carbohydrate metabolic process. The transcript has 10 exons.
GCCGGCGAGCUCUGCUCAAAUCGGAUCGAACCGGAUUACAAGCGAAUCGGGAGCAGCGGAGCGCGUGGCGCCGGGUACCGGGUACAGGCUGAACGUAGCCCGCGCGACCCUCCUAUUGCAUACACACCGUUUACGUCCUGAGUAAACCACCUCUCUACUCAGUGCGCACCGAAGAGCGUAAAGCCAAAAGGGCGGCACCAUGAGUUCCCAAGGUGUAACUCAGAACACUGAACUGGACCUGAAGGAUGUGGAGCUGAGCGACUUGGAUACUGAGAAACAGCCCAUGAACGCCUCUGUCCCCAUGGCUGGUUCCCCGGGCAGCCUGAGCGAGAAGAACGGGGUGGUGAAGGUGAAGGUGGCUGAGGACGAGGAAGAGGGCGAGAUGGCCGCCAAGUUCACCGGCCUGUCCAAGGAGGAGCUGCUGCAGGUGGCCGGCACUCCCGCCUGGGUGCGCACUCGCUGGGCGCUCCUGAUCCUCUUCUGGCUGGGCUGGCUGGGCAUGCUGGCGGGGGCCAUCGUCAUCAUCGUCCAAGCGCCCCGCUGCAAGGACCUGCCCCAGCAGAAGUGGUGGCAGAGAGGGGGCAUCUAUCGCAUCCAGCCCACGGAAAGGUUCCAAGACUCCAACGCGGACGGCGAGGGGGACUUGACAGGCCUGAAGGAGCGGAUGGAUUAUCUAAACUCUCUCAAGGUGAAAGGAUUGGUGAUCGGCCCACUCCACGUGAACCUCAAAGACGAUCUGGCUGGGACAAACCUCCAAGCCAUCGAUCCCAAAUUUGGUACAGUUCUGGAGUUCCAGGAAGUGCUUCAGGCUGCAAAGAAAAAGGGCCUCAAAGUAGUCUUGGAUUUGACGCCCAACUAUAGAAGCCAGUCUCCUUGGUUCAGUCCUGAGAUUCUCACCAGCAAUACAUUCCAGGACAAAAUGAAGGAGGCGAUAGACUUCUGGCUGCAGAAAGGUGUAUCUGGGAUCCAGAUCGGAAGCGUCGAGCAUAUAAUCAACGAGACCCAGCUGUUGAUCGAGUGGAAGAACCUGACUGAGAAACAUAAUACCGAUGAGCAUUCUAGGGUGCUGAUUGCAGCGACGCGCAGAGGGGACCCCCAGAGCAUUUUCUCCCUCCUCAACGAGACGGAGGCAGUGGACCUGCUGACCAGCCAGUACCUGCAGGGGCUGGGGAAGGAUGGCUACGGCGACACCUCUGCCAGCAGGAUCGACAACUACAUCCAAGCUUCUGGGGCGAAGUGGCCCAGCUGGAGCGUGGGGAGAUCCGCUGUUGGAUAUGUGGGGGAGCACCUUCUUCGCCUGUACCACAUGCUGGUCUACACUCUACCAGGGACUCCCUUCACCGACUUUGGGGAUGAGAUUGGGCUACGGGACCUACCAGGACAGCCGGCGGAAUCCUCGCUUGUUCACAUGCAGUGGGACGACACCACAAACUUGGGAUUCUCCAAAGAUCUGCAGUUGAGUGGCAGAGUGCCGCAGCUGAGUGCUUCAGAGACCAAUGUCACCGUGAAGUCACAGAAUGGGGAUGAGUCUUCCAUCUUGAAGCUCUUCCAGGGCUUGAGCGAUCUGCGUGGGAAAGAGCGUUCGCUUCUUCACGGCGAUUUUUGGCCGGCCAGCUCCUCCAGCCCCAGCGUCUUUGCUUACUUGCGUGUGUGGGAUCAGAACAAGCGCUACCUCGUGGUGCUCAAUUUCGAUCUCAAGCCCACCACAGUCUCCCUCACACACCAAAUGCUGCCCUCGGAAGCCACAGUGGAGCUCAGCACGCACGCGGACCGGGAGCCAAAACAACAGCUCAGUUUGACGGGUCUCAGUUUGGGUCCCUCAGAAGGGCUGUUGCUCAGUUUCCCCUACGUGGCCUAGUUUGACUUCAGAUACCUCCUGUUGUGGGGGGAGGGGAGCAGAAGAACUAUUCAGGCUAUUAUCCCUGGCAGGGCAGUGCUGAGACGUUGAAAGGGUGUAGCUUCAGCAAUGCUCGCUCUGUUUGAACUUAACCGUCUUUUCUCUCCCCUCCCUCCUUUGUUUUGUACAUUCCUUGAAUGGCUAGUACGUGGGGAAAGAUGCUCUUUUAAACAUAAUGAGUUGGUCUAAAUAUUACUGCUGAGGUGUGCUUGUGUAUGUGAUUGAGAGAGAGUGGGAAAGGCCAGUGGACAUCGUUUCGGGAUCAAUUCCUUGGUUAUUUUAGUGUGUAUCACAUGUCCUCAGGCCUGGGAGGGUGAUGAUAGCCCCUGGGUGUUUAUUCAGUUGACAACUCCCUCUUCCCUUUCAGGUCUAUGUGUUUGAUGGAACUGAUAGUGUUCUCUGUGUGUGCGUGUACGGAUAUCCCUCUUUCCAAAUGUGUUUGAGAGGGACAUGGAGUAAAUUAAUAAACUUUUACCUUUGCUUUUCUGA